AAAUUUUAUUCGAGAUUUUUCUCUCUAUAAAAGGCACAAGUGAUAAACUAAGCAUAUUCUCAAACUCUUAUAAUAAAUAAUAGACAAAAACCCUCUCAUUUCUUAAUACAUAUAUUUAAAUGGCUGAUCAAGAAGAAGGUAUUGAUGAUUAUACAGAAGAUGGUACUGUUGAUCUUAAGGGAAACCCAAUUUUAAGAUCCAAAAGAGGUGGAUGGAAAGCUUGUUCUUUUGUUGUUGUAUACGAGGUGUUUGAAAGAAUGGCAUAUUAUGGGAUACAGUCAAAUUUGAUAAUAUAUUUGACUGAGAAGUUGCAUCAAGGCACAGUCACAGCUUCAAACAACGUCACUAAUUGGAUUGGAGCCAUUUGGUUGACUCCUAUUUUGGGUGCUUACAUUGCCGAUGCUCACCUCGGUCGAUACCCCACCUUCAUUAUUUCUUCCUCCAUCUAUUUCACGGGAAUGGUGAUUCUAACUCUAUCGGUUUCAAUUCCGUCGCUAAAACCCCCUCCUUGCCUAGACCCUAACUUGAACAAUUGCAAGAAGGCUUCUACCUUACAACUAGCAGUGUUUUACGGCGCACUCUACACACUAGCCUUAGGAACUGGCGGCACCAAACCGAACAUUUCGACGAUUGGGGCCGACCAAUUCGACGAUUUCCAUCCAAAGGAGAAGAAGCAAAAGCUUUCCUUCUUCAAUUGGUGGAUGUUUAGCAUCUUCUUUGGUACAUUUUUUGCUAACACAGUUCUUGUUUGGUUACAAGAUAAUAUUGGUUGGACACUUGGAUAUGCUCUCCCAACUCUUGGGCUUGCUAUUUCUAUUGGCAUAUUUUUGUCUGGUACACCAUUCUAUAGACAUAAAGUUCCAACAGGAAGCCCAUUUGUGAAAAUGGCCCAAGUCAUUAUAGCUGCCAUGAGGAAAUGGAAGGUACCAAUUCCUCAUGAUCUUAAUGAACUUUAUGAGCUUGAUUUGGAAGUGUAUGAAAAGAAGGGGAAGUAUAGAAUUGAUCCCACACCAUCCUUAAGGUGCCUUACCAAAGCUUCAGUGAAAACAGGCUCAUUAAGUCCAUGGCAACUAUGUUCAGUAACUAAUGUGGAAGAAACCAAACAAAUGGUACGAAUGUUACCAAUAUUGAUAGCAACAUUCGUUCCAAGCAUUAUGCUUGCUCAAGUAAACACCCUAUUUGUCAAGCAAGGAACAACUUUACAAAGACACAUACGCAACUUUGAAAUCCCACCAGCAAGUCUAAUUGGUUUCGUAACCUUAUCUAUGCUCAUCAGUGUUGUUCUCUACGAUUGGUACUUUGUCAAGAUCAUUCAAAAAUGGACCAAAAACCCUAGAGGAAUCACACUCCUCCAAAGAAUGGGAAUCGGAAUGAUCUUUCACAUCAUACUUAUGUCUACAGCCUCUCUUAUUGAGAGACAUAGAUUAAGUGUUGCAAGAGAAUAUGGUGUUGUUGAAAAUGGAGGACAAGUUCCACUCUCAAUCUUUAUUUUGUUACCUCAAUUCGUCCUUAUGGGCAUUGCCGACGCCUUUUUGGAGGUGGCGAAAAUCGAGUUUUUCUAUGAUCAAGCACCGGAGAAUAUGAAAAGCCUUGGAACUUCUUAUGCCAUGACUACUUUAGGUGUUGGAAGCUUUCUUAGUAGUUUUCUACUUUCAACGGUUUCUAAUAUUACCAAGAGGAAUGGUCAUCAUGGGUGGAUUCUCAACAACCUAAAUGAUUCACAUCUUGACUAUUACUAUGCUUUUUUUGCAAUGUUGAGUUUUGUUAACUUCAUUUGCUUUUUGUUUAUUUCUAAGUAUUAUGUCUAUAAGGCUGAAGUUUCAGAUUCUAUUCAUGUACUCACACAACAACUAAAAGGGACUAGGAGCCCAAGUAAUCAUGAUGAUUCCUAGAUAUGAUCAAUACUUAGGAAACUUUGUUAGUUUGUUAGUUUUUAAUUAAAUCAUAUAUAGAGAGAAGAGAGAGGUUCCAUAUCUAAUAUGUUAUUAAAUGAUUAUAUAUGUAAUGUAGCCCUUGUUUUUGUUUUCCUAAAUGAAAAAGUUUUUACAUAUUACUAAAUUUAA
Messenger RNA from Cannabis sativa, 2063 nucleotides. RefSeq names its product protein NRT1/ PTR FAMILY 5.2. Gene Ontology annotation, biological process: dipeptide transport; transmembrane transport. The transcript has 4 exons. Gene Ontology annotation, molecular function: dipeptide transmembrane transporter activity; tripeptide transmembrane transporter activity. Gene Ontology annotation, cellular component: membrane. Bases 120 to 1892 code for a protein of 590 amino acids. Lineage: Eukaryota; Viridiplantae; Streptophyta; Magnoliopsida; Rosales; Cannabaceae. The record is from RefSeq and is a predicted model, not a curated record.